Molecule: messenger RNA, 759 nt
Organism: Periconia digitata
Lineage: Eukaryota; Fungi; Ascomycota; Dothideomycetes; Pleosporales; Periconiaceae
Source: the annotation of a GenBank genome assembly
AUGGUGGUCACCACUAUUCCGUACGAAGAGCGCCCGCAGCGCAACAUGGCCAACACCGCGCGUACAGAACCUCUGCCUGAACUUGGCGACUUUCCAUCACUGGGUGAGUCAAUGGUUAGGUUGGGAUUCCAAUCCCCAGCGCCGUCUCCAAUCAUGCGACUACCCUUGGAGAUCCAUGAGAAGAUUUGGAAAGAGACCAUGCUCCUAGAGCUCGGCAACGACCCAGCUAUUCGAGUUCGGAAUUAUAUCAAAUCUCCUGCUACCCGUCCAGGGUUCCUUCCGAAAUCUCUUCUGAUAUCCAAGAUGGUCUUGAGGGAGAUGCACCCUGUAUUUGUCCGACUUAUCACCUUCCGGACCAACUCGAUCGGCGAUAAUGAAUAUCUGCGACGAUAUCUAGAUUUGCCUAAUGGGGGUAGGCACAAUGUUCGGAGUCUUCGAUUUGACUUCUUCGAUUGCUUUCCAUUGGGCCUUCCAAUCAAUCAUGACCUGGCGUUGGCCACGAGCUGCAAGGGCUUGACGACUAUUCAGAUCACGCUCCACUGGAGCCGUGUUCAUAGGACGGUAGAUGAGAUCGUGUCUCACUACCACCUAAAGAAGGUCCUGGACUGCAAGUCGUUGACCACGUUCAACCUUGCAAAGAAAGGUGAUUUUCGAGAAGAGGAAGAGGAUAAAAUCCUCAUGUUGGCAUCGUGGGUGGAGUGUGCCUUUCAGGCACAGGGUCAGGUGGUCACUUGCCACGUGUUUCCUUACCGUCGAUAG